AUGGAGGUAGCAACAGGGACCAACGAACAACGUCCUCUGUGGAUUGGGGGGCCGGCUCCAGGCAUAAGCGACUUAGAGCCCCAGGCCCCAUCUGCACUCACCACCAUCCUGUCCCUUCAGGCAGUGAUACCACAGUCUGCACCCACCACCACCCUGUCCCUUCAGGCAGUGAUACCACAGUCUGAUCCCACCACCACCCUGUCCCUUCAGGCAGUGAUACCACAGUCUGAUCCCACCACCACCCUGUCCCUUCAGGCAGUGAUACCACAUUCUGCACCCACCACCACCCUGUCCCUUCAGGCAGUGAUACCACAGUCUGAUCCCACCACCACCCUGUCCCUUCAGGCAGUGAUACCACAGUCUGAUCCCACCACCACCCUGUCCCUUCAGGCAGUGAUACCACAUUCUGCACCCACCACCACCCUGUCCCUUCAGGCAGUGAUACCACAGUCUGCACCCACCACCGCCCUGUCCCUUCAGGCAGUGAUACCACAGUCUGCACCCACCACCGCCCUGUCCCUUCAGGCAGUGAUACCACAGUCUGCACCCACCACCACCCUGUCCCUUCAGGCAGUGAUACCACAGUCUGAUCCCACCACCACCCUGUCCCUUCAGGCAGUGAUACCACAGUCUGAUCCCACCACCACCCUGUCCCUUCAGGCAGUGAUACCACAUUCUGCACCCACCACCACCCUGUCCCUUCAGGCAGUGAUACCACAGUCUGAUCCCACCACCACCCUGUCCCUUCAGGCAGUGAUACCACAGUCUGAUCCCACCACCACCCUGUCCCUUCAGGCAGUGAUACCACAGUCUGCACCCACCACCGCCCUGUCCCUUCAGGCAGUGAUACCACAGUCUGCACCCACCACCACCCUGUCCCUUCAGGCAGUGAUACCACAGUCUGAUCCCACCACCACCCUGUCCCUUCAGGCAGUGAUACCACAGUCUGAUCCCACCACCACCCUGUCCCUUCAGGCAGUGAUACCACAUUCUGCACCCACCACCACCCUGUCCCUUCAGGCAGUGAUACCACAGUCUGAUCCCACCACCACCCUGUCCCUUCAGGCAGUGAUACCACAGUCUGCACCCACCACCACCCUGUCCCUUCAGGCAGUGAUACCACAGUCUGCGCCCACCACCACCCUGUCCCUUCAGGCAGUGAUACCACAUUCUGCACCCACCACCACCCUGUCCCUUCAGGCAGUGAUACCACAGUCUGAUCCCACCACCACCCUGUCCCUUCAGGCAGUGAUACCACAUUCUGCACCCACCACCACCCUGUCCCUUCAGGCAGUGAUACCACAGUCUGAUCCCACCACCACCCUGUCCCUUCAGGCAGUGAUACCACAGUCUGCACCCACCACCACCCUGUCCCUUCAGGCAGUGAUACCACAUUCUGCACCCACCACCACCCUGUCCCUUCAGGCAGUGAUACCACAGUCUGAUCCCACCACCACCCUGUCCCUUCAGGCAGUGAUACCACAGUCUGCACCCACCACCACCCUGUCCCUUCAGGCAGUGAUACCACAGUCUGAUCCCACCACCACCCUGUCCCUUCAGGCAGUGAUACCACAGUCUGCACCCACCACCACCCUGUCCCUUCAGGCAGUGAUACCACAGUCUGCACCCACCACCACCCUGUCCCUUCAGGCAGUGAUACCACAGUCUGAUCCCACCACCACCCUGUCCCUUCAGGCAGUGAUACCACAUUCUGCACCCACCACCACCCUGUCCCUUCAGGCAGUGAUACCACAGUCUGCACCCACCACCACCCUGUCCCUUCAGGCAGUGAUACCACAGUCUGAUCCCACCACCACCCUGUCCCUUCAGGCAGUGAUACCACAGUCUGCACCCACCACCACCCUGUCCCUUCAGGCAGUGAUACCACAGUCUACACCCACCACCACCCUGUCCCUUCAGGCAGUGAUACCACAGUCUGCACCCACCACCACCCUGUCCCUUCAGGCAGUGAUACCACAGUCUGAUCCCACCACCACCCUGUCCCUUCAGGCAGUGAUACCACAGUCUGAUCCCACCACCACCCUGUCCCUUCAGGCAGUGAUACCACAGUCUGAUCCCACCACCACCCUGUCCCUUCAGGCAGUGAUACCACAGUCUGCACCCACCACCGCCCUGUCCCUUCAGGCAGUGAUACCACAGUCUGAUCCCACCACCACCCUGUCCCUUCAGGCAGUGAUACCACAGUCUGAUCCCACCACCACCCUGUCCCUUCAGGCAGUGAUACCACAGUCUGAUCCCACCACCACCCUGUCCCUUCAGGCAGUGAUACCACAGUCUGAUCCCACCACCACCCUGUCCCUUCAGGCAGUGAUACCACAGUCUGAUCCCACCACCACCCUGUCCCUUCAGGCAGUGAUACCACAGUCUGCACCCACCACCACCCUGUCCCUUCAGGCAGUGAUACCACAGUCUGAUCCCACCACCACCCUGUCCCUUCAGGCAGUGAUACCACAUUCUGCACCCACCACCACCCUGUCCCUUCAGGCAGUGAUACCACAGUCUGAUCCCACCACCACCCUGUCCCUUCAGGCAGUGAUACCACAUUCUGCACCCACCACCACCCUGUCCCUUCAGGCAGUGAUACCACAUUCUGAUCCCACCACCACCCUGUCCCUUCAGGCAGUGAUACCACAGUCUGAUCCCACCACCACCCUGUCCCUUCAGGCAGUGAUACCACAGUCUGAUCCCACCACCACCCUGUCCCUUCAGGCAGUGAUACCACAGUCUGAUCCCACCACCAUCCUGUCCCUUCAGGCAGUGAUACCACAGUCUGAUCCCACCACCACCCUGUCCCUUCAGGCAGUGAUACCACAUUCUGCACCCACCACCACCCUGUCCCUUCAGGCAGUGAUACCACAGUCUGAUCCCACCACCACCCUGUCCCUUCAGGCAGUGAUACCACAGUCUGCACCCACCACCACCCUGUCCCUUCAGGCAGUGAUACCACAUUCUGAUCCCACCACCACCCUGUCCCUUCAGGCAGUGAUACCACAGUCUGCACCCACCACCACCCUGUCCCUUCAGGCAGUGAUACCACAUUCUGCACCCACCACCGCCCUGUCCCUUCAGGCAGUGAUACCACAGUCUGCACCCACCACCACCCUGUCCCUUCAGGCAGUGAUACCACAGUCUGCACCCACCACCACCCUGUCCCUUCAGGCAGUGAUACCACAGUCUGAUCCCACCACCACCCUGUCCCUUCAGGCAGUGAUACCACAGUCUGAUCCCACCACCACCCUGUCCCUUCAGGCAGUGAUACCACAGUCUGCACCCACCACCACCCUGUCCCUUCAGGCAGUGAUACCACAGUCUGCACCCACCACCGCCCUGUCCCUUCAGGCAGUGAUACCACAGUCUGCACCCACCACCACCCUGUCCCUUCAGGCAGUGAUACCACAGUCUGCACCCACCACCACCCUGUCCCUUCAGGCAGUGAUACCACAGUCUGAUCCCACCACCACCCUGUCCCUUCAGGCAGUGAUACCACAUUCUGCACCCACCACCACCCUGUCCCUUCAGGCAGUGAUACCACAGUCUGCACCCACCACCACCCUGUCCCUUCAGGCAGUGAUACCACAUUCUGCACCCACCACCACCCUGUCCCUUCAGGCAGUGAUACCACAGUCUGAUCCCACCACCACCCUGUCCCUUCAGGCAGUGAUACCACAGUCUGAUCCCACCACCACCCUGUCCCUUCAGGCAGUGAUACCACAGUCUGCACCCACCACCACCCUGUCCCUUCAGGCAGUGAUACCACAGUCUGAUCCCACCACCACCCUGUCCCUUCAGGCAGUGAUACCACAUUCUGCACCCACCACCACCCUGUCCCUUCAGGCAGUGAUACCACAGUCUGCACCCACCACCACCCUGUCCCUUCAGGCAGUGAUACCACAUUCUGCACUUUUAAGGACUUAA
Messenger RNA from Salvelinus namaycush (lake trout), 3936 nucleotides. RefSeq names its product mucin-2-like. NCBI's taxonomy places the organism in Eukaryota, Metazoa, Chordata, Actinopteri, Salmoniformes, Salmonidae. Bases 1 to 3936 code for a protein of 1311 amino acids. The transcript is spliced from 2 exons. The record is from RefSeq and is a predicted model, not a curated record.